CGGUUCUGUGGCUGAUGAUGCAGCAGCGCUACAGGGUGGGCACGGUCCAGCAGGACAUGCUGACGAACCUGCGCAACGUCACGAUUCCCACGGGGGUCUACGGCUCGUUGUGGCGCAAGCUGCGGGGGGUGGAUGUGUCGGCCGCGGAGUGCUUCCGGCGUUUGUCGCUGGCGCCCACCGAUCGGAUCCAACUUUGGCAGCUGAACUGCCGUCCCGCGUCGAUGACGGCUCUCGCUACUCAGAGGAAGAAUUUUGAGUUAGAGGACAAGCGGAAGUUUAUUUGCACCUGCCUCGACAAGAAGAUCCCUGUCACGCUAGUGAUGGACCAGCCG
Molecule: messenger RNA, 332 nt
Organism: Prorocentrum cordatum
Lineage: Eukaryota; Dinophyceae; Prorocentrales; Prorocentraceae
Source: the annotation of a GenBank genome assembly